GAUAUAUAAAAAUACUAACAUUUUUAAGAUGAAUCAACGAAUGUUACAAGGAUCAAACAAGAUUUUUAGAAUUCUACAAAGAGGUUUGUCUGAUUCUUCAACUCCUAAAGAAAAAUGUUUAAAUCAAGUCCAGUUGUUAGGUCGAGUUGGACAAGAUCCAGUAACGAGAGGGGAAAAAGAAAAUUUUGUAACGUUCAGUAUGGCUACAAGCCGAAGUUAUCCAAAAAAAAACGAAAACCAAGAAACUGAGUAUAUAUCGAAAACAGAAUGGCACAACAUGACUGUUUUUCGCCCUACAUUGGUCGAAAAAGUUCAACGCUUUGUUACUAAAGGGUCUCGUCUUUUAGUCACUGGGGCGAUCGAGUACGUUGAUUAUGAAAAAAAGGAUGGUGGCAGAUUUACAAUGACCAGAAUCGUACCUGAUGACAUCAUCAUUCUUUCCAGUAGUAAUAACGUUGAAAAAUAGUAAAAUAGAAGAUAAACUAUCCCCUUGAUAAUUAUCAUUGCAAGAAAAAUGGUUCAUAGCAAGAAUGAGAAGGUUUUAUCAACGACACAUUGUUAUGCGUACACAAGGACAUUUUUUUAGUGACAAAAGUUUAUUUUUUUACGUAAACUUUUUUACUCUUAUUUUUAUUAAAACCCAUGAAAUGAAUGUUUAUGUUAAGAAAACAUGUUUUGUUGUUGUUGUUUA
Molecule: messenger RNA, 691 nt
Organism: Hydractinia symbiolongicarpus
Lineage: Eukaryota; Metazoa; Cnidaria; Hydrozoa; Anthoathecata; Hydractiniidae
Product: single-stranded DNA-binding protein 1-A, mitochondrial-like
Exons: 6
Coding region: 29-466 (145 amino acids)
Biological process (GO): positive regulation of helicase activity; mitochondrial DNA replication
Cellular component (GO): mitochondrial nucleoid
Molecular function (GO): single-stranded DNA binding
Source: RefSeq, a predicted model, not a curated record